This is a messenger RNA of Chroicocephalus ridibundus (black-headed gull), 798 nucleotides long. RefSeq lists its product as uncharacterized. The record is from RefSeq and is a predicted model, not a curated record. NCBI's taxonomy places the organism in Eukaryota, Metazoa, Chordata, Aves, Charadriiformes, Laridae. The coding region runs from base 1 to 798 and encodes 265 amino acids. The transcript is spliced from 5 exons.
AUGCUCCUGGCGCUGCUGGGUUCCCGCCCGCCCCCCGAACCUUUUCCUUUCCCUCUUCCUCCCCCGGAGCCUCUGCCCACCCCCACGCUCUCCCCGGACGCCGGCUACGACUUGUAUUACGAAGGCGAACGCGUCACCGUCGUCUGCUCGGCUCCCACCGCCAGGAACAUCGCCGGCUUCCGCCUCUUCAACCAAACCGGGCAACAGAUCGACCUGCGAAGGCCUUUCCGCCUCCCCGUCGCCCGCUUCCACCUGGCGGCCACCAAAACCUCCGCCGGGGCUUACACCUGCCUCUAUUUCGUGGAGGAAUCCGGGCGUGAAAUUCCUUCCGACCGGAGCCUUCCUUUCACCGUGAAGGUCCGGGCUGCUCCCGCGGCCCCAACGUUAUCCCUGAUUCCUCAGGAGCCGCUUUACAGAUACGGGAACGACGUCCAACUGCUCUGCUCCAUCCCCUCCUCUCCCGCCUACGUCAAAGAAAUCCAAUACUACGCGGAUUUCGGAUUUGCCGUCUCCAUCCCGGUGCUGCCGAACGUCCGGAAUUCCACCUACCACCUCCGGCUGACGGCAGAGACGCCAUCCGGGUCCUACAGUUGCGCUUAUUUCGUCGUACGGUCCAACCGUCCCGUCCGCUCCCGACGGAGCCCCUGGAUCGACGUCACGGUGAAAGGCCGCCAGAUCAGCUCGAUGCGGCAGCUCCUGCUCGGCGGGUCCUUCUUCGCCCUCAACGGCCUCGUCUUCUGCUUCUCCCGCCUCCUGGCCAAGAGACGAGGUCUGGAAGAGGGACGCCGGGGGCCAUGA